AUGAUUCCACUAUUCAACAAGUCCCACGCAACUAAAGGAGAGGUGCUUCUGGAGUUCCUGAACCAGUCGACAGUAUUAUGCAGGCGCUUUGAGAAUGGCCAGUGGUACUGCUACAUCCUGCUGGUCCUCUUCACUUUUGCCCUUCCUGUGGGAAUCUUGGGAAACGUGGCGGCUCUGGUCAACUACACCUGCUUCAGGAAAAGCUCCAGCACCAGCAACAUCUUCCUGCUGAACCUGGCGCUGUGCGACUCGGCCUGGAUCCUCACCCUCCCCUUCACCCUUUACUUCACCUUCCAGAGGCCGCACCUUAAAGACAUACAGGUCUUCUGCCAGUUCAAGAAGAUCUCCUUCAACAUCAACAUCUACGGCAGCAUCCUCUUCCUCACCCUGAUCAGUUUUGAUCGCUACAUUGGGACGGUGCACCCCAUCAGCUCUCUGCGCUGGUGGGACGUGGGUAAAGCUAAGCUGUGCGCCGUCUGCACAUGGGUCCUGCUCAUCCUGAGCUCCAUCCCGGACUUAUAUGUAACUUUCGCAAUCCAGAGGCCUGAAAAUGUGACUGUGUGCAUGGACCACAUCCAUGGUCCGUUCAUCUACGUCAAGACCAUCACCAUCAUCAGAACAAUAGUAGGCUUCCUGCUGCCAUUUAGCAUCAUGCUGGUUUUUUACAUCAACACAGUUCGUGUUUUGAGGCGUCUCCCGAGGGGCAGAAGGGACAGAGGAGCCCAGCGGGCGGGGGGGAAGCCUCAGCUGCUCAUCACCGCCGCCAUACUCAUCUUCGUGGUCUCUUUCAUGCCCUACCACAUCAUGGUCAUCACUCUAGUGUUCAUGAGGAUCCACAACCAGGUCACACCCUCUAAUACCAAUGUCCUCUAUGCCUCCUUCGAGUUCUUUGAGGCCAUGUGCAGCGUGAGCAGCUGUCUGGACCCGGUGCUGUACAUCGCAGCGAGCGAGCAGUUCCAGAAGAAGCUGCUGGCCCUGAAGAGAGACAGACGCAGGAUGCUGUGCUGCAGAGCCAGCAGGAGGGUUGGGGUGAUUGGUUGA
This is a messenger RNA of Limanda limanda (common dab), 1041 nucleotides long. Its product is annotated as cysteinyl leukotriene receptor 2-like. Gene Ontology annotation, biological process: G protein-coupled receptor signaling pathway. The coding region runs from base 1 to 1041 and encodes 346 amino acids. Lineage: Eukaryota; Metazoa; Chordata; Actinopteri; Pleuronectiformes; Pleuronectidae. Gene Ontology annotation, molecular function: G protein-coupled receptor activity. Gene Ontology annotation, cellular component: plasma membrane. The record is from RefSeq and is a predicted model, not a curated record. The transcript has 2 exons.